Molecule: messenger RNA, 2400 nt
Organism: Hippopotamus amphibius kiboko
Lineage: Eukaryota; Metazoa; Chordata; Mammalia; Artiodactyla; Hippopotamidae
Gene: NELFCD
Product: negative elongation factor complex member C/D
Exons: 14
Coding region: 29-1903 (624 amino acids)
Biological process (GO): negative regulation of transcription elongation by RNA polymerase II
Cellular component (GO): NELF complex; nucleus
Molecular function (GO): RNA binding
Source: RefSeq, a predicted model, not a curated record
UGCGCAUGCGCCGCGCUCGCGAGAAACGAUGGCGGGCGCCGCGCCGGGCGCCAUCAUGGAGGAGGAUUACUUCGGGAGCGCGGCCGAGUGGGGCGACGAGGCGGACGGCGGCCAGCAGGAGGAUGAUUAUGGAGAGGGAGAAGAUGACGCCGAGGUCCAGCAGGAGUGCCUGCAUAAAUUCUCCACCCGCGAUUACAUAAUGGAGCCCUCCAUCUUUAACACCCUGAAGAGGUACUUUCAGGCAGGAGGGUCUCCAGAGAAUGUAAUCCAGCUCUUAUCAGAGAACUACACUGCCGUGGCCCAGACCGUCAACCUGCUGGCCGAGUGGCUCAUUCAGACAGGUGUUGAACCAGUGCAGGUUCAGGAAACUGUGGAAAAUCACUUGAAGAGUUUAUUGAUCAAACAUUUUGACCCCCGCAAAGCAGAUUCUAUCUUCACUGAAGAAGGAGAGACCCCCGCUUGGCUUGAACAGAUGAUUGCACACACCACGUGGAGAGACCUUUUUUACAAACUGGCUGAAGCCCACCCAGACUGUUUGAUGCUUAACUUCACUGUUAAGCUUAUUUCCGAUGCAGGGUACCAAGGGGAGAUCACCAGCGUGUCCACAGCCUGCCAGCAGCUGGAAGUGUUUUCUAGAGUGCUUCGUACUUCUCUAGCUACGAUUUUGGACGGAGGAGAAGAAAACCUCGAAAAAAAUCUCCCUGAGUUUGCUAAGAUGGUGUGCCACGGGGAGCACACGUACCUGUUCGCCCAGGCCCUGAUGUCCGUGCUGGCCCAGGAGGAGCAGGGGGGCUCAGCCGUGCGCAGGAUCGCACAGGAGGUCCAGCGCUUCGCCCAGGAGAGGGGCCAUGACGCCAGUCAGAUCACGCUGGCCCUGGGCACAGCUGCCUCCUACCCACGGGCGUGUCAGGCCCUUGGGGCUAUGUUGUCCAAGGGAGCCCUGAAUCCAGCCGACAUCACCGUUCUGUUCAAGAUGUUUACAAGCAUGGACCCGCCUCCUGUUGAGCUGAUCCGGGUGCCGGCCUUCCUGGACCUGUUCAUGCAAUCCCUCUUCAAGCCGGGGGCCAGGAUCAACCAGGACCAUAAGCACAAGUACAUCCACAUCCUUGCAUACGCCGCGAGUGUGGUGGAGACCUGGAAGAAGAACAAGCGAGUCAGCAUCAAUAAAGACGAGCUGAAGUCCACAUCGAAAGCUGUUGAAACUGUUCACAAUCUCUGUUGCAAUGAGAACAAAGGGGCGUCUGAGCUCGUGGCCGAGCUGAGCACCCUCUAUCAGUGCAUCAGGUUUCCAGUGGUGGCCAUGGGUGUGCUGAAGUGGGUUGACUGGACUGUGUCAGAGCCGAGGUACUUCCAGCUGCAGACAGACCACACCCCGGUGCACCUGGCGCUGCUGGACGAGAUCAGCACCUGCCACCAGCUCCUGCACCCCCAGGUGCUGCAGCUGCUGGUGAAGCUCUUCGAGACGGAGCACUCCCAGCUGGACGUGAUGGAGCAGGUGAGCUGCGGCCCGUGGGCUGGGCUGGGCUGGGCUGGGCUGGGCUGGGCUCUGUGGCGGGGAGGAGGCCCCUUACUCAGGCCUGUCGCCCUGCCUGUGCAGCUCGAGUUGAAGAAGACCCUCUUGGACAGGAUGGUGCACCUGCUGAGCCGGGGCUACGUGCUCCCCGUGGUCGGUUACAUCCGCAAGUGUCUGGAGAAGUUGGACACCGACAUUUCCCUCAUUCGGCACUUUGUGACCGAGGUGCUGGACGUCAUCGCGCCCCCCUACACCUCUGACUUCGUGCAGCUUUUCCUCCCCAUCCUGGAAAACGACAGCAUCGCCGGCACCAUCAAAACAGAAGGGGAGCACGACCCUGUGACGGAGUUCAUAGCUCACUGCAAGUCCAACUUCAUCCUGAUGAACUGAGUCAGAGCGUCCUCCAGAGCUGGUGCAGAACAUUCCAGGGGACCUGGUGUGGAAACAGCCUUCCCAGCAGCUGUUGUGGAAGAGGCCCAGUCUGUGUCCUGGAAAUGGGCUCUGGUGAGAGGAGGUGGAGGACUUUUCUAAAAGGGAAGACAUUAGCCACGUAACUGCUGCUAGGAAUGGUCCCCUCUCCUGGUACACCCAGGGCUGCCCCUGAGGCCUGUUGGCAGUAUUCAUUUCCCCCAGUAGCGGAACCAGGUUCCCGUUACCCCUUGGGACGUAGCCAGCUGUCAGCCCCCGGGGGUGGUGCAAAUUCAGAAACUGAGACACUUAGAUGAACUAUGUUCAAAGUUGACUUAAGUUUUCUCACAAGACCUGAUAGGUUAGUUUGUGUUGUUGUGAUUUAACUUUCCAAGAACAAAUGUAAGCCUUUCGAGGGUUGGAAUGUGGAUCCCAGCGUGACGCUGUCCUCAUGUGUAGAUAAAGCACUCGGACUCGGC